UUAGCACUUAGUUAGAUCAUCAAUUUCACUUCACGUUCACUUGAACCCAGCAUUCAACCAUACACCACAAAAUGAUGAUUCCACGAAUAAGCAACACAGUCCUACGCCAGGCAAGAAGUCAACUGGGGGCUCCGAAUAGGCCAGUAGCAGUCGCAUCACUAUCAGCUUUCGCCCGAUUACUUUCCUCCCUGGCAGUUUUGGAACAGAGGGAUGGCAAACUUAACCAUAGCUCACUUGGUGCAGUAACAGCCGCGCAAAAAUUGGGAGGAUCAAUUACCGCAUUCAUUGCAGGUGGAAAUAUAAAAGCUGUCGCACAAGAGGCAGCAAAAGUCAGCGGGAUUGAAAAAGUCAUUGCCGUAGAUAAUGCUGCUUAUGAGAAGGUGCGCUCAUAGUCCUGCGACGAUUGGUCUUUUCGUGGUACUAAUACCUCUUAGGGAUUACCAGAAAACUAUGCUCCAUUACUUGUUGAGAACAUCAAGAAAGGAGGAUUUACACAUAUCAUCGCAGGCCACACAGCAUUCGGCAAGAGUUUAAUGCCCCGCGUUGCAGCAUUACUCGACGUCCAACAGAUAUCCGAUAUCACAGGCAUCGAAGACGAGAAGACCUUCGUUCGUCCUAUAUAUGCGGGAAAUGCCAUCGCCACUGUGGAAUCGUCAGAUGAUACCAAAAUAAUCACAAUCAGAGGAACCGCAUUCCCUGCAGCAGAGGCAGAGGGAGGUUCCGCUUCCGUAGAAGAUGGUGUUGAUUCAAAGGCUGAAUGUGCUACGGAAUGGGUGUCAGAGGAGCUGGCCAAGUCAGAUAGACCUGAUUUGGCUACUGCUGGAAAAGUCGUCUCUGGUGGUCGAGGAUUGAAAUCAAAGGAGGAGUUCGACCGAGUCAUGCUUCCAUUAGCCGACGCAUUAGGCGCAGCUAUUGGUGCUUCGAGAGCUGCUGUUGACAGUGGUUACGCAGACAACAGUCUGCAGGUUGGCCAAACUGGAAAGGUUGUUGCCCCGCAAUUAUAUCUCUGUGCAGGUAUUUCGGGAGCAAUUCAACAUCUUGCAGGAAUGAAGGACAGCAAGGUCAUCGCAGCCAUCAACAAGGACGCUGAUGCACCGAUAUUCCAAGUCGCGGAUGUAGGAUUGGUGGGGGAUUUGUUUGAUAAAGUUCCAGAGCUCACUGAGAAGCUCAAGCAGUAGUAAAACUAAAUGUACAUGGUAUACAAGAAAAAAUACACUUUUAGUCUAGUA
Messenger RNA from Hymenoscyphus albidus, 1229 nucleotides. Lineage: Eukaryota; Fungi; Ascomycota; Leotiomycetes; Helotiales; Helotiaceae. The record is from the annotation of a GenBank genome assembly.